CCAACCCCGAGACUAUGUACAAAAAUGGGUUUUACUUGUGGGAAAAGUUAAAAAUUAAUUUCUCAAUCUCCCCGUUAUAUAAAUGGAUCCACAUGCUUCACCUCAUCGAUCCCAUUUCCGCUUCUCUCUCUCUCUCUCUCUCUCUCUGACACACACACAUACAUAUACAUACACACAUAUAUAUAUAUAUGGCGGAUGCAAGCUCUCUGAAGUUGUUUGGCAUAAACAUCCUAGAACCCACCACGGCCACGGAGCCGACGACCCGACCCGAACCGGAGACCCGGAAAUACGAGUGUCAGUAUUGUUGUCGUGAAUUCGCCAACUCACAAGCCCUCGGUGGUCAUCAAAACGCACACAAGAAGGAGCGUCAGCUUCUGAAACGAGCCCAGAUGCUCGCCAAUCGCGGCCUGCCACGUCACCACAACCCCAUCAUCUCCGCCUUCGCUCCGCCGCCUCAUCUCCUCUCUCCUCCUCCGCAUCUGAUGUUCUCUCCGACGACGACAUCGAUGGCUUCUUCUAAAUGGCUUUACGGCGACCGUUACGUGGCUUCGUCACAAGGCUUCUACGACGUCGCCGGAAAAAGGGAUUUUUACGGAGGAGGGAUGGAAUCUAUGGCCGGGGAAGUUAGGGCUCACGGCGCAGCUUUUCCGGAAAUUAGAAAGUACGCCGGAGAUGUUGCCGGAGGCGGUGUGAAGACAGAGAAGGGCGUUGGGCUUGAUCUUCAUCUCAGUCUUGGGCCUUAAUGGGCUUUCCCGAUCCGGCCCAUUUAGAUUUGCCAUUUCUCGCUAAAACUAUAUUUUCCCCUUCAUAUCUUGUUUCGAUUUCUAGGGUAAUUUAUGAUAUUUUUUUCUCUUCUUCUUUUUUUUUUUUAUGAAACUGUGAAUUAUUUUUCUUACUUGAGCUAAACCUGUUUUCGGUGAAUGCUUUUGCUUGUCUUUUUUCUUUUCUUGAAU
Messenger RNA from Tarenaya hassleriana, 953 nucleotides. Its product is annotated as zinc finger protein 6. Gene Ontology annotation, cellular component: nucleus. The transcript has a single exon. Bases 189 to 743 code for a protein of 184 amino acids. NCBI's taxonomy places the organism in Eukaryota, Viridiplantae, Streptophyta, Magnoliopsida, Brassicales, Cleomaceae. Gene Ontology annotation, molecular function: transcription cis-regulatory region binding; DNA-binding transcription factor activity. Gene Ontology annotation, biological process: cytokinin-activated signaling pathway; trichome differentiation; gibberellic acid mediated signaling pathway. The record is from RefSeq and is a predicted model, not a curated record.